UUGUGUUAUGGCUACUCAAUCUCAUUGUCCAAGAAUCAUUAUCGACAGCGGAACGGGCUUUGUGAAAGCGGGUCUCAGCGGACUUCGGGAUAAACCAAGAGCAAUUACGCCUUCUACCGACGACGUUUGGUUACGCCACUUUUGGGCUGAGGAAUCACCAUCGUACUUUGAGCGAGAGAAAAGAGAGUCUAUCGUAAAUUUCGAGGCUUUAGAAAAGCUCUGGAACAUCAGUCUAGCCAAACUGAAGGUAGAUGUAACACAACAUGACAUCAUACUCACUGAAAGUGAGUUGAAUGUUGAAAGAGACCGCGCAACGAUGGCACAAAUUAUGUUCGAACGAUACGGUGUGCCAGGAUUGUAUAUCGGCAACGAGUCGGCUCUUUCUCUACUCUCGCAUUGGCUGCGAACCGGCGUAGUUGUUGACUGCGGGCACCUUGUUACGACAAUUGCAGUGAUCUACAAUGGUCAACGUUGUCUAAUAUCGAACACGAUACUAAACUAUGGCGGCCGAAAUGUGACCAUGCGUCUACUAUCAGAUUUAAUCAAAAGCGGCUACAACCAGUUGAACCCUCGAAACAUGGCUCACGUCAGAGAAGUGCAGAGAAUAAAAGAAACAGUAGCGUGCUUGAGCUGCAACUACGACAAAGUUGUGCGCUUUCCAGAUCGAAUGGAUCCAGUUCAGUUUCCUUGUCAAAUGGUCAAAGGCAAAGUCGUGAAUAUUCGCCACGAGCGUUUUGCGUGUGCGCAAGGUCUCUUUCGUCCUGACAUGUUUGGAAAGUCUGACGAAGGCAUUGCAGAAGCAAUCUAUUAUGAUGUGGAGAAAUACAAUCCAGAGUUACAAGCAACGUUAUAUUCAAACAUCUUUUUGUGCGGCGGCGGCUCAAUGCUGCUGACGUUUCAAGAGAGGUUAAUUGCCGACCUUGAAAGAUUGAAACGGAGACAUGAAGAGGUACGAGUGGCAGCUGAACUGGAUCGUGAAUACAGUGCUUUUGUUGGUGCAAACAACUUAGUCAAUAAAAUGCCGGACAUUCUCAAGAAACUAACGGUCACCAGAUCGGAAUAUCAGGAAGAGGGUGUGAGAGCAUUCGAAAGGAAACUAUCCCAUAAAGCUUUGUUUGCUUUCAAAUGAAAUGGUUUAGUUUAGAAUUACGCGCAGUUAAUGGAUAUUUUCCUAUAUCUGCAGCAUAAACAUGGUAUUGAGUUAUUCUGCACAAGAGAGUAUGUGUACGCAAAAAUAGAAACUCUAAGACUUCACGGUGCACUAAA
This is a messenger RNA of Corticium candelabrum, 1266 nucleotides long. Its product is annotated as actin-like. The transcript has 3 exons. Lineage: Eukaryota; Metazoa; Porifera; Homoscleromorpha; Homosclerophorida; Plakinidae. The record is from RefSeq and is a predicted model, not a curated record. Bases 8 to 1129 code for a protein of 373 amino acids.